Talaromyces proteolyticus is the source of this 1024-nucleotide messenger RNA. RefSeq lists its product as uncharacterized. The transcript is spliced from 2 exons. The coding region runs from base 1 to 705 and encodes 234 amino acids. NCBI's taxonomy places the organism in Eukaryota, Fungi, Ascomycota, Eurotiomycetes, Eurotiales, Trichocomaceae. The record is from RefSeq and is a predicted model, not a curated record.
AUGCUAGAGCUUAUAAACACCGAAGAAAUCCGCCGGUACUCAUCCACGGCGGUGCUGGGACAUGGAAUUCACGAUCGUGUCUCCAAGACCACUUACUCACACUUCCAUGGCGCUAGAACACUUUGUGGCUUUGUCGAGGUGUCAAGACUAGAUGCUCCGGAAUUGGUCCUGGAAACCCUCGCAGCUGAGAUAUUUGAGUUAGCAAUACUAGGCGCUGUGGAAGCAGAACGUCGAAACAAAUUCGAUGGAUCGCCCCGUUCGCUCCUUUUUACUGUGUUAAUGUUAAUACUUUCAUCCCUACCAACUCACCUCCCGUUUCCUUUUGGAAGAAGAUUUCCUACGGCUUUACCAUCUACUAAAAUGACUGAUAACCAACGCGAGCAACAUGAGAGUGCACAUAGAUGGGGAGAUGUCUUGGACAAGGAGAUUCACAGCCUGCCAAACCUAUCUGACUCUGACCUUCGGGAUCUUCUAUCAACACCGCAAGAAGAUAGACAUUCUAGAAGACUCAAAUUCGACCCUACAGUGGCUUUCAGAUACAUUCCACGAGAAUUCAAAGGACAGGAAAUAAAAUUCGAUCUAGCCUUAAGUCACCUUAAAACCCGCCUUAAUGAUACUCUUUUUAAUCGAUUACGUGCAAUCCCGGGGUAUUUCUACAAGUUGAGAGAGAAAGAAAAAGACGAUAAUAAAUUUGUCAUCUAUUAACGACGAGGAAAAGACUUUAGGUUGCCUGAAUUUCUCCAAGAUCUCCCUACACGUAUUAUUCGCGAAUCAAUUGUUGAUCCACGAGGUUUAAAUAUGAAGGUACAGAAUCCAUCAACAGUGCAGAAUCUAUCGAUGAUUCAGAAUCCAUUGAUGGUUUGGAACCUAUCACUAUCGAUAGAGGAUGUAAGUUAUAUCCCGCAUCCUCUAUUUCAUAAAUCCUGGGUCGGAAUUCGUCUUUGGCACUCUAGGAUUUGUCGCAAGUCUUUUUCAGAAAAAUGAGAAAAAACAUAUUCUUGUUACCAUUGCGCAUAUCCUAGAU